AUGAUUGCACAUGGACUGUGUAGUAGAGUGCUGAAGGACUCACCAAGGUGUUUCUGUAUUCAGGUGGUAACCUACCUGGCAGGCUGUGGGCUGCAGAGCUGUGUCAUGCUCCUGGCUAAAGGAUAUCCUGACAUUGGCUGGAACCCCAUAGAGGGAGAGAGAUACCUGUCCUUCCUCCGCUUCGCUGUCUUCAGCAACGGUGAGAGUGUAGAGGAGAACUCUAACACGGUGGUGAAGCUGCUGAUCAGGCGUCCGGAGUGUUUUGGUCCCGCCCUGAGGGGAGAGGGGGGCAACGGCCUGCUGGCGGCCAUGCUGGAAGCCAUUAAGAUUUCUGAGGACCCUGCUCUGGACCUGCCCUCUACAGCCGAUGGAGAACCUUCUGGGUCUGGUGAGGAUGAGGAGGAAGAGGUUGCCCACACAGGAAACGCCAUCAUGUCCUUUUACUCUGCCCUUAUUGACCUGCUGGGACGCUGCGCCCCUGAGAUGCACUUGAUCAACAAGGGUAAAGGCGAGGCAUUGCGUAUCCGGGCCAUCCUGCGCUCCCUGGUUCCUACCACAGACCUGGUGGGCAUCAUCAGUAUACCACUCAAGAUGCCCAUCGUCAAUAAAGACGGUAGUGUGACAGAGCCAGACAUGUCGGCUAGUUUCUGUCCGGACCACAAGGCCCCCAUGGUGUUGUUUCUGGACCGUGUGUACGGCGUGGAGGACCAAAGCUUCCUGCUACACCUGUUGGAGGUGGGCUUCCUGCCUGACCUCCGCGCCUCCGCCUCCCUGGACACGGAUGUGUUAAGCACCACAGAGACCGCUCUAGCCAUGAACAGGUACAUCGGUUCGGCCCUGCUUCCCCUGCUGACUAGGUGUGCUGACCAGUUCUCGGGUACGGAGCACUACGCGGCACUCAUUGACUCUACGCUCCACACUAUCUAUCGGCUGUCCAAGGGACGCUCCCUCACCAAGGCCCAAAGAGACUCUAUCGAGGAGUGUUUGCUCGCCAUCUGCAAACACCUGCGUCCCUCCAUGAUGCAGCAGCUGCUGAGACGUCUGAUGUUUGAUGUUCCCUUGUUGACAGAGUACUGCAAGAUGCCACUCAGGCUGCUGACUGAACACUAUGAGCAGAGCUGGAAGUACUACUGUCUUCCCUCAGGGCUGGGGAGCUCCGGCAUGGCCUCAGAGGAAGAACUGCUGCUCACCAAGAAACUCUUUUGGGGAAUAUUCGACUCGCUCUCAACAAAGAAGUUUGACUCUGACCUGUUCAAGACUGCCAUGGCCUGUCUGAGUGCCAUUGCUGGGGCAUUACCACCUGACUAUAUGGAUGCCAGCCCCGGUGUCACCCUGGAGAAGCAGUUAUCAGUGGACGCACACGGCAACUUCGACCCCAAACCCAUCAACACUGCCAAUAUGUCCCUUCCAGAGAAACUGGACUACAUCGCCAACAAGUUUGCAGAGCAUUCGCACGUCAAAUGGUCCUCAGAGAAGGUGACAGCGGGAUGGAAAAUGGGAGAGUGCGUAGAUGAUGAUGCCAAAACUCACCCUCUGCUGAAGCCUUACAAGUCACUGAGUGAGAAGGAGAGGGAGACGUACCGCUGGCCAGUGAAGGAGUCUCUAAAGAGUAUGUUAGCUAUGGGCUGGAACAUGGAGAGGACCAAAGAGGGAGAGGCCAUGUUCAUCGAGAAACAAAGCAAGAUCUCAGAGUCCACUCAGGUAGAUAACGAUAACGAAUUCAUCCCGGAACCACCAUUGGAUCUGAACAAUAUUACUCUAUCCAGAGAGUUGCAGGGGAUGGUGGAGGUCGUAGCAGAGAACUACCACAACAUCUGGGCCAAGAAGAAGAAAGCUGAGCUGAACAGUAAAGGAGGAGGGAACCACCCAUUGCUGGUGCCCUAUGACACUCUGACAGCCAAGGAGAAAUACAGAGACAGAGAGAAGGUCCAGGAUCUCUUUAAAUUUCUUCAGAUCAAUGGAUACACUAUCACCAGAGGCCUGAAGGACAUGGAGCAAGACUCAUCGUCCAUGGAGAAGAGGUUUGCUUACACAUUCCUCCAGAGGUUGCUGAAGAAUGUGGACUCGGCUCAGGAGUUCAUCGCCCACCUAGAGGCCAUGGCCACCAGCGGAAAGACAGACAAAUCGCCUCACGAUCAGGAAAUCAAGUUCUUCGCCAAGGUGCUGCUACCACUCAUAGACAUGUACUUUAAGAAUCACAGCAUGUACUUCCUGUCCUCGCCCAGUAAGAACCUGAGCAGCAGUGGCUACGCCUCUAACAAAGAGAAGGAGAUGAUCACCAGCCUGUUCUGUAAGAUGGCAGCUCUUGUCAGACACAGGAUUUCCCUCUUUGGGAGCGACUCGGCUAUUAUGGUGAGCUGUCUACACAUCCUGGCUCAUUCCCUCGACACAAGGACGGUGAUGAAGUCAGGCUCAGAGAUGGUGAAGGCUGGGGUCAGGACGUUAUUUGAGAAUGCAGCGGAGGACCUAGAGAAGACGCUGGAGAUGCUGAAGCUGGGAAAGUUCAGCCAGUCCCGGAGCCAGAUGAAGGGCUUGUCCCAGAACAUCACCUACGCCACCACCGCUCUGCUGCCCAUCCUCACAGCCCUGUUCGAACAUGUCACCAUGCACAACUUUGGAGUCUGCCUGCUGGUGGAUGAUGUCCAGCUGUCGUGCUAUCGCAUUGUGACGUGUCUCUACUCGUUGGGCACGGGGAAACACAUCUUCAUGGAGAGGCACCUACCAGCCCUAGGGGAGUGUCUGGCCACCCUGGUAGGAGCCAUGCCUGUAGCUUUCCUGGAGCCUGAUCUCAACGCUCACAACCCCCUGUCUGUCUUCAACACCAAGACACCGCGAGAGAGGGCCAUUUUGAGUAUGCCUGACUCUGUGGAGGAGAUGUGUUCAGAGAUGCCUCGUCUGGAUUGCCUGCUGAAGGACAUCAACGACAUCUCAGAGUCUGGAGCACGCUACACAGAGAUGCCACAGGUGAUUGAGGUGAUCCUGCCCAUGUUGUGUAACUACUUGUCCUAUUGGUGGGAGAGAGGAACAGAGAACUCUGCUCCACACACAGCCUGUUGCACCACCGUGUGCUCCCACCACCUCAGCAUCAUCUUGGGGAACAUCCUCAAGAUCCUCAACAACAACUUGGGCAUCGACGACGCUCCCUGGAUGAAGAGGAUCGCAGUCUACUCCCAGCCAAUCAUCUGUAAGGCUGCAGCGGACCUCUUGAAGAGUCACUUCCUGCCCACUCUAGAGAAACUCAGGAAGAAGACAGUCAAGGUGGUGGCAGAGGAGGAGCUUCUGAAGGCGGACAUUAAAGGAGACACUCAGGAAGCUGAGCUUCUCAUUCUGGAUGAGUUUGCUGUCCUCUGUAGAGACCUGUACGCCUUCUACCCAAUGCUCAUCCGCUACGUGGACAACAACAGGUCCAGAUGGUUGAAGAGGCCUGAUGCUCAGUCCAACCAGCUCUUCACCAUGGUGGCUGAGAUCUUCAUUCUCUGGUGCAAAUCACACAACUUCAAAAGGGAAGAGCAGAACUUUGUGGUUCAGAAUGAAAUCAACAACCUGUCUUUCUUGACUGGGGAACAUAAGACCAAGAUGUCCAAGGUAAGGAUGGAGCAGGAGUUAUCAGGUGGUGACCAGGAUAGGAAGCACAAGAAGCGCCGUGGAGAGUUAUACUCUGUCCAGACCUCUCUGAUCGUAGCCGCACUGAAGAAGAUGCUGCCCAUCGGACUCAACAUGUGCACCCCAGGAGACCAGGAGCUCAUCUCACUGGCUAAGAUAAGAUACAGUCUGAAAGACACAGACGAUGAGGUGAAGGAUCACUUGCGUGAGAACCUACAUCUUCAGGACAAGUCUGAUGACCUGGCAGUGCAGUGGCAGAUGAACCUGUAUAAGGAUGUGGUGGUGGUGGGGAGUGAGGAACAUGCAGACCCAGAACAAACUGUGGACAGAAUACAAAGCAUCUCCGCUGCAGUCUUCCACCUGGAGCAGGUGGAGCAGCCUCUGAGGAUGAAGAAGUGUGUGUUCCAGAAGCUGCUGUCCAAACAGCGUAAACGUGCCGUGGUGGCCUGCUUCCGUAUGGCUCCUCUCUACAACCUCCCCAGGCAUCGUUCUAUUAAUCUCUUCGUGUUGGGCUAUGUGAGACUAUGGAUAGAGACAGAGGAGUACUCCUUUGAGGAGAGGCUAGUGCAGGACCUAGCAAAAACCCCAAUGAAGAUUGUGGAGGAGGAGGAAGAGGAGGAGGUUGAGAUUCAGCCAGACCCUCUUCAUCAGCUUAUCCUUCACUUCAGCCACAACGCCCUCACAGAGAGAAGUUUCUUGGAAGAAGAUCCGUUAUAUAUUGCGUAUGCAGACAUGAUGGCAAAGAGUUGUGCAGAGGAUGAAGAGGAGGAAGAAGAGGAAGAGGGGAAAGAGAAGACAUUUGAGGAGAAGGAGAUGGAGAAACAGAAGAUCUUGUACCAGCAGGCCAGGCUCCACGCCCGCGGGGCUGCUGAGAUGGUGCUACAGAUGAUCAGCGCCAGUAAAGGUCGACUAGGUCCCAUGGUGACCUGCACCCUCAAACUGGGCAUCUCCAUCCUCAACGGAGGCAACGUACUGGUCCAGCAGAAAAUGCUGGAUUAUCUGAAAGAGAAAAGAGAUGCAGGCUUUUUCAAGAGUUUGUCAGGCCUCAUGCAGUCCUGCAGUGUCCUGGAUUUAAAUGCCUUUGAGAGACAGAACAAAGCGGAAGGUCUGGGGAUGGUGACAGAUGAAGGAUCCAUAGUGGUAGAUGAGCGGGGUUCCAAAGUGCUGACGAAUGAUGACUUCACCAAAGAUCUCUUCAGGUUUUUACAACUGCUCUGUGAGGGGCACAACGGGGAUUUCCAAAACUUCCUGAGAACACAAACAGGAAACACGUUGACAGUCAACAUUAUCAUCAGCACAGUGGACUACCUGCUACGCCUUCAGGAAUCUAUCAGUGACUUCUACUGGUAUUAUUCUGGGAAAGACAUUAUCGACGAGGCAGGGCAGGUCAACUUCUCCAAAGCCUUAGCUGUCGCAAAGCAGAUCUUCAACUCACUCACUGAGUACAUCCAGGGCCCAUGUAUUGGGAACCAGCAGAGUCUGGCCCACAGCAGACUGUGGGAUGCAGUGGUGGGAUUCCUGCAUGUGUUUGCCAACAUGCAGAUGAAGCUGUCCCAGGACUCGUGUCAGAUUGAGCUGCUCAAGGAGUUGAUGGAUCUUCAGCAGGACAUGGUGGUGAUGAUGCUGUCACUGCUGGAGGGCAACGUGGUGAAUGGAACGAUUGGAAAGCAGAUGGUGGACACUCUGGUGGAGUCCUCCAGCAAUGUAGAGAUGAUCCUCAAGUUCUUUGACAUGUUCCUCAAGAUCAAGGACCUGACCACCUCUGACAACUUCAGGGACUACGACCCCGAUAACAAGGGGGUGAUCUCCAAAAAAGAUUUCCAGAAGUCCAUGGAGAACCAGAAACAGUACACCCAGUCGGAGAUCGAGUUCCUGCUCUCCUGUGCCGAGGCUGAUGAGAACGACAUGUUCAACUACGAGGAGUUUGUGGAGCGGUUCCACGAGCCAGCCAAAGACAUUGGCUUCAAUAUAGCCGUGCUGCUCACUAACCUCUCUGAGCACAUGCCUCACGACCCCCGUCUAGCCACCUUCCUGGAACCGGCCGAGAGCGUGCUGAACUACUUUGAGCCAUAUCUGGGCCGCAUCGAGAUCAUGGGCGGAGGGAAGCGCAUCGAGAGGGUCUACUUUGAGAUCAGCGAGUCCAGCCGCACGCAGUGGGAGAAGCCACAGGUCAAAGAGUCCAAGAGACAGUUCAUCUUUGACGUGGUCAACGAGGGUGGAGAGAGCGAGAAGAUGGAGAUGUUUGUGAACUUCUGCGAAGACACCAUCUUUGAGAUGCAGCUGGCAUCUCAGAUCUCGGAGCCAGAAGUGGCGGAGCGCCCGGAGGAGGAAGAGGAGGAGGUGCACAACCUUCUAGAAGAGCUGGCUGAGCAAGAAGAGGAGAGAGAGCUGGAGGCUUCCUCGGCUUUCACCAUGGUCUGCGUCUCCGCCAAGAAGAAGAUCUCCAACUUCAGAGAGAUGCUGACCUUCAAGAGCCUCAAGAAGCAGUACAAGAAGUUCAAGAAGCUGAGCAUGAAGGAGGUGACCCUUGGGUUCUUCUCCUUCUUCUGGACGCUCUUCGCAGGGUUCUUCAAGGGGAUCUACAGCCUCAUCUUCGGAUUCUUCCACCUCAUCUGGUCAUCCAUGUUCGGAGGCGGCCUCGUCGAAGGAGCCAAGAACAUGAAGGUGACAGACAUAUUGGGCAACAUGCCCGAUCCCACCCAGUUCGGUAUCCACGGCGACGUGCUGGAGACUGAGAAGGCGGAGGUCAGUGAUUCGGUGUCGGGCGGAACAGACCAGGCCAUCAAACCGUCGGACAAGGCAGAGCAGGACAUCUUAAUGGAGAUGAUUAAUCCGACGCCAAAGAAAGGGGAAGGGUUAAAACAUGUUGAUCCUGGACUGGGAGACGUCUCUGAGAAUCUGACCGCUGAGACCACUGCCACUGUGGAGAAGAAGAAGGCUGCUUCUGAACCAACGGAGCCGGAACCAGAGAAAGCAGACUCUCUAACAGAUGUCAGAGGUAUUUGCUGGUGUCAGAUUGAUAACAGAUCGGCGGCCAUCUUGUGUUCUCACAGCACAGAGAAGAAGGAAAAGGAAGACAAGGUCAAGGCGGAGCAGCCUAAAGAGGAAGUGGCUCAGGAUAAGCCCGUUCCCAAGUCCAGAAACGGCCAAUCAAAGGAGGCUCCUACUUCCUUCUUUGCCAGCUUCUUGGCUGGGCUGGAGGUCUACCAGGCCAAGAUGCUGAACACGCUGGCUCGCAACUUCUACAACAUGCGUUUCCUGGCUCUGUUUGUGGCGUUUGCCAUCAACUUCAUUCUACUGUUCUACAGGGUGACUGCUGCUGAGGAUGAUGAGGAUGACUCUUGGACUAGUUCUGAUGAUGAUGAUGAUGAAGGUGGUGAGGAGUACUUUGUCCUGGAGGAGAGUACAGGCUACAUGGCUCCUAUUCUGUGUAUCCUGGCUGUGUUCCACACCGCCCUCUCUAUCCUCUGUUUGGUUGGCUACUACUUUCUCAAGGUGCCUCUGGUGGUGUUUAAGAGAGAGAAGGGGAUCGCCAGGCUGUUGGAGUUUGAAGGUCUCUACAUCACAGAGCAGCCGGCAGACGAUGACAUCACGGGACAGUGGGACCGCCUCGUCAUCAACACCCCAUCCUUCCCCAAUAACUACUGGGACAAGUUUAUCAAACGGAAGGUCAUUAAUAAGUAUGGAGACCUGUAUGGUGCUGAGCGGAUAGCUGAGCUGUUGGGACUGGAUAAGACCGCCCUGGACUUUGACCCGACUCAGGAGACCGUGGUGGAGGCGGCUUCUCUUGUAUCCUGGUUGAGCUCUAUCGACACCAAGUACCACAUCUGGAAAAUGGGAGUGGUGCUGACUGAUAACUCAUUCCUGUACCUGAUCUGGUACGCCACCAUGUCCAUCCUGGGGCACUAUAACAACUUCUUCUUCGCUGCCCAUCUGCUGGACAUCGCCAUGGGCUUCAAGACCCUCCGGACCAUCCUGUCCUCCGUCACUCACAACGGAAAACAGUUGGUGCUGACUGUAGGUCUGUUGGCGGUGGUGGUGUAUCUGUACACUGUGGUGGCCUUCAACUUCUUCAGGAAGUUCUACAACAAGAGCGAGGACGAGGACGCACCUGAUAUGAAGUGUGACGACAUGAUGACUUGCUAUCUGUUCCACCUGUACGCGGGGGUGCGGGCCGGCGGUGGUAUCGGGGAUGAGCUGGAGGACCCGGCCGGAGACCCCUACGAGCUGUGGCGUAUCCUCUUUGACAUCACCUUCUUCUUCUUUGUCAUCGUCAUCCUCCUGGCCAUCAUCCAGGGUUUGAUUAUUGAUGCGUUUGGGGAACUGAGAGACCAGCAGGAGCAGGUGAAGGAGGAUAUGGAGACUAAAUGCUUCAUCUGUGGUAUUGGAAAUGACUACUUUGACACGACACCCCACGGCUUUGAGACCCACACCUUACAAGAGCACAACCUGGCCAACUACCUCUUCUUCCUGAUGUACCUCAUCAACAAGGACGAGACUGAACACACUGGUCAGGAGUCGUAUGUGUGGAAGAUGUACCAGGAGAGAUGCUGGGACUUCUUCCCUGCUGGGGACUGUUUCAGGAAGCAGUAUGAGGACCUGCUUGGGUAG
Salvelinus namaycush (lake trout) is the source of this 8214-nucleotide messenger RNA. RefSeq names its product ryanodine receptor 3-like. Gene Ontology annotation, cellular component: sarcoplasmic reticulum membrane; sarcolemma; calcium channel complex. The coding region runs from base 1 to 8214 and encodes 2737 amino acids. The record is from RefSeq and is a predicted model, not a curated record. The transcript has 65 exons. Gene Ontology annotation, molecular function: ryanodine-sensitive calcium-release channel activity; calcium ion binding. Gene Ontology annotation, biological process: intracellular calcium ion homeostasis; calcium ion transmembrane transport. Lineage: Eukaryota; Metazoa; Chordata; Actinopteri; Salmoniformes; Salmonidae.